GUGUGCUGGUUUGGUUGCCACGAUAACUAACAAACAAAGUUCUGUACAUUUCUCAAAAAUUGAUGAUGGUCCAAUGACACAGUAGUAGAUCGCAUUUAAGGUACGAGUCAGUAAUAUAAUAAAUUUGUUGUCAGAACAGUGAGCAAACCAACAUAGUUUUAUCUCCUCUUUACAUAUACUACUUCCAAAGUUCUAGCCACAACCACAGAGAGAGAGAGCACACGUAAUCACAAGCCAUGAACCAAACCAAAACCUCCACCGACGAUGAAAACACCAAACCGGCCUCCACUGUACCGGAAUGGACAAGGGAAACAAUCAACGGUGGCUCGUUCCGUCACGUUGGCCUCAACACAGGAACCAACGGCUGGGCAUCACCACCAGGUAACGUUUUCCCUCUCCGUUCACGAAACUACUUCACCACAAAACAGAAGUCUCCCGGAGGAGACUACCUCCUCUCUCCCGCCGGAGUGGACUGGCUCAAAUCCACCAAAAAACUCGACCAUGUCCUCUCUCGUCCCGACAACCGUAUAGCUCACGCAAACAAAACCUCUCAAUCUCCUAGCAGCUUCAUCUUCGCUGUUAAUAUCCAGAUCCCAAGCAGAGAACACUACUACUACAGCUUUGUCAUCUACUUCGCAACGCAAGAACCAAUAUGUUCAGACUCAAUCCUCCACAAACUAAUCAACGGAGACGAAGACGACACUUUUAAACGUGACGAGAGGUUCAAGAUUGUUAGCAACGUUGUGAAAGGUCCUUGGGUUGCUAAAGCAGCUGCUGGGAAGUUUGGUGCGUUCGUUGCUGGCAAAACUGUGAAGUGUAGUUAUCAUAGAGGAGCUAACUAUCUUGAGAUCGAUGUUGACAUAAGCAGCUCAGCGAUCUUGACAGCGCUUGUUAGGUUUAUGUUAGGGUUUGUUACAAGUUUGACGGUUGAUAUAGGUUUUGUCGUGGAGGCUCAUACGGAGGAUGAGUUGCCUGAGAGAUUGAUCGGUGGUGUUAGGAUUUGUCAUAUGGAGUUAUCUUCUGCGUUCUUGGUUGAUGAUGAUGAGAAGAACAAGGAUGAUAUGAAACAACGGCGGAGGAUGAUGGGUGCGGCGGAAUAAGAGAUUACGUACGGCGAGGAUGUGAAUUUGAGAUUUGGAAACGAAGUCAACUGUUUCUUAUUUAAUAAAAUUAAAUAUGAGCUGUAUAAAGAUACUAGUUUAAUUAUUCUUGUGUUCCA
Messenger RNA from Capsella rubella, 1219 nucleotides. RefSeq names its product protein ENHANCED DISEASE RESISTANCE 2-like. NCBI's taxonomy places the organism in Eukaryota, Viridiplantae, Streptophyta, Magnoliopsida, Brassicales, Brassicaceae. The record is from RefSeq and is a predicted model, not a curated record. Bases 237 to 1100 code for a protein of 287 amino acids. The transcript has a single exon.